AUGACGGAGCCUAAUGCAGAGCUUUCUGUGUCCCACUCUACGGGGCAGGAUACACAAGAGGUCCAGGAGGGGAAGGCUCUGAUUGCCACUGAGGACGAGAAUACCAACGCAGGAACCGAGUCUAACAGGAGGACGACGAAGUGUCUUCGAUGUGAAAACGCCAACUUCCUGGCAAGUCUUAUGAUCAUAGUAUUUACUCCGUUCUUCAUAGUUCCUCUACUUUACAUUCUAAUGGGCCUGCGCUCGGAUCUCUUCAUAACGUACGGAACGUACCUUGCUAUGUGUAUCUAUGAAGCGUGGAUUUUCGCUGAGGGAGUCAUGGCACACCCCAGUGUGAUUGCACAGUUGGAAAAAAGGAGAGUUGUUGGCUUGGGCUUGUUCUCUAUAAUAUUCUUUAUCUGCUUAGCGUGCGCGUUCCUCAUCUCUUUUGUUGAAGGGGGUGCCACGUCUUUGUUCAUUGGCCAGACGAAGCAGCAGUAUGUGCUACUGGAGUGGAAGUGUGUUUCAUUCUUCUUUCUGAAUGCUCUUCACAGAUACACCUUCCGUAACAAUCUAGUGAAGCAGGGGAUGUGCCCGGUUCGCGCGGUUAUCUGCAUGUAUUGUGUCUCGUGGCUCUUCUGGGCCUUCUUCGCAGGCCAGAUUGCCAACAACGUUAUGGUUUCAGGCGUUAACGACUCGUGGGGCACGUGGGGGGCGUUUGUCCAGUCACUGAUAAACGGGUAUAUGUUCAGUGGCCAUGCGAUGUGGCACAUACUUCCGGGAAGCACCUACAUCGACAAGGUCAGUAUGGCAAUCAUUCUUAGCACCAUUUUUGUCUUCAUUCAGAUGCUUCUUGGCUACGGCAUCAUUGUCCUCUUUGCAAACUUGAUUACAGGCCUUUACGGGACAUCUAUAAGCCAAUCGGAUAUCAUGCUUGGGGUCUUUAUGUUCUCGUUGGUAGGCACGCUCGUUCUCACCCAGAUUGCACCCCUGUAUAAAGGGAUGCGUAGCAGAUACAACCCUAUUGCGUUCUGUAUUUUCCACAACAUCCUAUAUAUCGUCGUGUCCUUAGUCUAUUACGUCUUCUUCUGCUUGACCAUCUGCCCCUUGGCAACCGCUCUUCUGGCAGAGGAUCACUUACCCGUUGAAUCCAUUUUCCCGAUAAUUGUCUUCCCUGUUAUUGCGGUCAUCGGGAUGGCGCGCAUUUCAAGACUUUACUCUGCCCCCUGUUGCAAGCCACGUCCCAACGAAUCUUAG
Molecule: messenger RNA, 1236 nt
Organism: Giardia duodenalis
Lineage: Eukaryota; Fornicata; Diplomonadida; Hexamitidae
Exons: 1
Coding region: 1-1236 (411 amino acids)
Source: RefSeq, a predicted model, not a curated record